AAAAAAAGAGUUCCCUCAUCCCCGUCCCUCCAGCCAACCGAUGUCCAGAUGAGAAAGAAACCACCACCGGGCGAUCCACAACCUAAGAUAAGAGACAACUCACAGAGAUCGGACCAGGAUCAAUAUGACGGCAACCUAGCCACCCACUCCUCAAAAUCCUUCUCGUUCUACUUUUUCGGUUGAAACAGCGCUCUUGAACAAAAGCCUCGUGCUGAGACGUGUCAAUAAACACAAAGACGAGAAGAGAGGUGAAGAAUGGAGGGGUCGCGGCAAACCAGAGGUUCUUGUUCAAGAUGAGAUGGGGGGAAGGGAGGCAAGGCAAGGCAAGGCAAGUCAUCCGCUCACGAAAAAAAAAAAAAAAAAAAAAAAUCGGAUUCGAUCAGAUAGGACAAGACAAACAGCGCAAGACAGGGAUCCAAAGAAGGGAACAAAGCCUCUCUCGUUGGCCUUGGGCUACUUACAGUUCACUACAUCCUGAGGAAGGGAAGUUGGGUAAUUUCCGCCAUGAAUCCGUGACACUGACAUUGGAAGCUGGGCCAAUCAGCCUCCCCGGGCCCAGCGGUCACACUGCUUGGACCAGUCCUAGCUUGAUUCGCUACGCGCCCAAGAAAGACCAGGGAAUUGUGAUCAACUUGCUCCCCCAAGGUGCCAUCGGUGACAAUAUGGCCAUCCCAGCACCACCCGCCCCCCGACCGCCCUGUUCAUGCCCUUUGCCUAGACCGACCCCAAUAAAACUCCCCGCGCUAAGUUUCAUGACGGGCCCAGAACCCACCCGGGGAUGUGUAUCAAUUCAACCUCACCCUCGGCCGGUCUUUUGGGUGGCUUACCGUCGCAGUCGCAGUCUACCGACGACGGGAAGGGGACAGAGACACCCACGUAAAAACCGAGAAAAUGUCCAAUGCUUGCUAUAUAACGUAACCCGUAAUCAUCUAAUCUAGUCGUGACAUCUAUAAAAUCCCGCAGGAUCAGCUGCUGUCGGCCAUGCUCGCCGUCGCAGCCUAAGUUUCGUAACAUAAUCAUAAAGCCAAACCAUGACGCCAAACAAAUGCUUGCGUGACAGCGCUGUCUCAAUCCCACAGCACACUGAAUCAUCCAUC
Molecule: messenger RNA, 1097 nt
Organism: Aspergillus ibericus CBS 121593
Lineage: Eukaryota; Fungi; Ascomycota; Eurotiomycetes; Eurotiales; Aspergillaceae
Exons: 1
Coding region: 294-938 (214 amino acids)
Source: RefSeq, a predicted model, not a curated record